AUUAGUUAAUUAAUUUUGUUUUUGAUUGUUUAAUAAAAAAAAUAUAUAGAUAUAUAAAUACAGUAACCAUGAAUGAGGAAACCUUAAUUAAUAAGCCAUCGAAAUAUUCACGCGUCAACUUGUUUAGCAAACUUCAUUGCACAUGGCUAUACCCGAUGUUCAUACGUGGCCUCAAACGUGAUGUCCAAAUGCAUGAUCUGUACAGAUGUCCUCAGGAGGACGUGUGCGAAAAGUUGGUCAUCAAAAUGGAAAAAAAUUGGCGAAAAGAGUUGACAAAAAAGUCGCCCAGUUUUGCCAGAGCUAGCAUUAAAACAUUUAUUGCAUACUUAAUAAUACCGUUUAUAUUGUCAUUAAUUGGGGAGUGUAUAAUGAUUAACUUAAACAUAAUAUUUUUGGGUCAAAUACUACAGUUUUUUGCCAAUCCCGACAAAUAUGAUUACUUGCAUACCUGUCUGUAUGCAGCGGCUAUGGUCGGUGCCGAACUAGUAUGCAUAUCGUGUAUACAUCCGGCAAUGUUUAUGGGCGCACGGGUGGCCAUACAAUUACGUGUUUGUUGGUUGACCCUAAUGUACAAAAAGGCUUUACGUUUGAAGCACUCGGCGUUUUCCAAGACAACAAUCGGACAGAUAUUGAAUCUCAUGUCCAACGAUGUCAGCCGUUUGGAUGAGUACUGUCAACUAGUCUCAUACAUUAUUAUCGGUCCAAUUAAUACAAUAAUAAGUGUCUACAUAUGCUGGCAAUAUAUCGGUUGGGUGUCAUUCAUAGGACUGGCUAUACUCAUGUGUUUUAUACCAUUCAAUAGUCUAAUGGGCCGAUUGUUUCUCAAGAUUAGGACAAAAGUGGCCGGACUUUCCGAUACGCGCAUCCGAUUGAUGAAUGAAAUAAUUAAAGGCAUGAAAGUUAUUAAAAUAUAUGCCUGGGAACGACACUUUGAUAAACUGAUAUCCGAUGCCCGCAAGAAAGAGAUGAAACAAAUACAAAAGUCAAUACUAUUGAAGGCACUGAACGGCGCCAUAUCGAUGAUCAGUCCCCGGGUUAUCAUAUUUGUUGUAUUGAUUACACACCUUGUAUUGGGUGGUAAGUUGACCGCCGAAACCGUAUUCGUAACGAUGUCUAUAUUCAAUGAACUGAGGUUUACGAUGACUUUUGCCUUUCCCCAAUCGGUCGCAUUGACCGCCGAACUCUAUGUUUCGUGUAAACGCAUUCAGAAAUACUUAUUAUUGGAAGAAAUCGACCAAAAAUCCAUUGAAAAUAAUGAUAACAGUGUCCAAAAUGGCAGCAAAGGUGCAGGAGAUGGUGGUGAAAAGGUUCCGCUUUUAACCGAUGAUAAACAUCACCGGGAUGUAAACAAUGAUGACAAUGGCAAUACAAUUGUCGUCGAAAAUAUGAGCGCCACUUGGGAUACAGAGCUUAAAAGCCCGACUAUUAGAGAUAUAACUGUUUCGUUAGCACCGGGAGAGUUAUUAGCUGUUAUUGGACCGGUUGGUAGUGGAAAGAGUUCAUUUCUAAUGUCACUAUUAAAUGAGAUUCAAGUAACCAGUGGUCGGGUAUCCGUAAAGGGAUCGGUAGCCUAUGCUUCACAGGAUAGUUGGUCUUUUAAUUCGACAAUUUUGCAAAACAUAACGUUUGGAAAGCCGUAUGAAAUAAAGCGAUUCAAAGAAGUCAUAUCAGUCUGUGCUAUGAAUCGCGACUUAAAGAUGUUUCCGUUCGGCGAGCGAUCUCUGGUCGGCGAAAGAGGUGUUACACUCAGUGGCGGACAAAAAGCUCGGAUAACAUUAGCCCGUGCUCUGUAUAAUAACGCCGAUAUCUAUCUAUUGGACGAUCCGUUAAGUGCUGUCGACACUGAAGUUGCAAAUCAUAUCUUUGAAAAAUGUAUUACUGAAUAUUUGAAAUCAAAAUCAGUGAUUCUCGUCACACAUCAGAUACAGUUCAUCAAAAAGGCUACAAAAAUACUGGUCCUACGCGAGGGUCGGCCACUGGCCGUUGGUUCGUACGAUGAGCUCAUGAAGUCCGGCAUUGACUUUAUGUCGCUAAUCAAAGAGGACAACAAACACGAAAACACUAGCAGUGGUGACAAUAUUAGUAAAGAUCAAAAUCAGUUGACAGACGAACAGCAGAAGAGUGUCAUCGCUGAUCCGUUCAGAAAUCGGUCCAUAAGUGUGUUGUCGUCACAAUCGACUCAGGAGACUGAUUUGUGCGAAACUGAUGAAAAGAUUGCAGAAGAAAACAAAGCUCAGGGAACUAUCAAAGCCGGCGUCUACUGGGAGUACAUCCGAUCGGGUGCCGGACCCGUACUACUGACUGUUGGCCUUUUAUCGACUAUAGUGUCUCAAGUGUUGCAACACUACAGCGACUAUUGGCUGUCCGAGUGGUCAAACAAAGAGGACGCCAGUAUUGCGUCAAACAGUGACGACAAUAAAGUGGAUGAAAAAGAAAACAUUAAGAUCUAUACAAUACUUUUGGUAACAAUUUUUGUAUCAUUAAUACUACGGUCGACCACUUGGUUUGUAAUGUGUAUCAAAGCGUCAAUCAAUUUACACAACAGAAUAUUCUAUCGACUAAUGAGAACCAGAAUCUCGUUUUUCGACAACAAUCCCGUCGGCCGAAUUCUGAAUCGUUUUACCAAAGAUGUCGGAACAGUUGAUGAACAGUUGCCUAACGUUUCAUACGAUCUAAAUAUUAUAUUUAUGCAAAUUAUUGGUUCAAUAGUUACGACAAUCAUUGCAAUUGUAAACUAUUAUCUAAUUAUUCCGGCAAUUGGUUUAUUGGUUAUUACAUUUACCAUACGUUGGAUUUAUUUGAAAAUCGGUCGCGAUUUUAAACGUUUUGAAGGAAUCGCCCGGAGCCCAUUGUACAAUCAUAUGACUACAACACUGAGCGGACUGACAACUAUUCGUGCCUUUCGUGCUGAGCAAAUGUUUCGGGAACAGUACUAUCGAUACCAGAAUGACCACACGUCAGCUUAUUUUAUGUGUAUAUCCGCGUCCCGAUGUUUAGGUGUAACAAUGGAUUGGUUUUGUGCCGCUUAUCUGGCGUGUGUUGAACUAUUUUUGAUGGCAUUUUACAAGGAUCUUCCCAGUGGUAGUGCAGGUCUGGCCAUAUCAAUGUCAUUGGGUUUAAUGGGAAUGACUCAGUGGGGUGUCAGACAAUCGGCCGAAAUGGAGAAUCAGAUGACAUCAGUCGAGAGAAUUGUUGAAUACUCUAAACUAGAAUCCGAAGGACAGAUCGAGAGUGAGAUACCACCGCCUGAUGAGUGGCCAGAAAAUGGAUCCAUUGAACUCAGACACGUAUACUUGUCUUAUGAUAAUUCACCGAAACCUACACUACAUGAUCUCAAUUGUGUGAUCAAUGGUGCCGAAAAAGUCGGUAUAGUUGGCAGAACCGGUGCCGGCAAGUCAUCUAUAUUAUCGGCACUGUUCCGUAUGCAAGAAAUUGAAGGCAAUAUUAUUAUUGAUGGCAUCGAUCACAAGACUAUAGGUCUACACGAUUUGCGUAGACAUAUGUCAAUCAUACCUCAGGAUCCCAUUGCUUUCAUCGGCAGUUUGCGAAAGAAUUUGGAUCCAUUUGAUGAACAUUCUGAAGAUAGACUGUGGGAAGUACUCGAAGAAGUUCAGCUCAAGGAGGCUGUUAUGGAAAUGUCUGGUCAGUUGGAGUAUCAACUGUCCGAAGGCGGCGGUAAUCUGAGUGUAGGUCAGCGCCAACUCAUAUGUCUGGCCAGAGCUAUACUUCGCCGAAAUCGGAUUCUUGUGUUAGACGAGGCAACAGCUAAUGUCGACCACAAAACUGAUGCAUUGAUUCAGCGGACAAUUCGUGAAAACUUUGCCGACUGUACUGUACUAACAAUUGCUCACCGAUUGAAUACAAUCAUAGACUCGGAUCGGGUACUGGUUCUCGAUUCCGGACGUAUUAUGGAGUUUGGCGUUCCCUACGAAUUAUUACAGAAUAAUUCGGGAAUGCUUUACAAACUCGUUAARCAAACCGGUGUCCAAAUGUCCGAUCAAUUGAUACGAUUGGCUAAACAAUCGUACGAUCCACAACAUGUCGACGAUAUGACCACAACAACGACAAUAGUUGAAGUACAAGACCUGUUGGACGAGCUGUGCGCUGAAAAUCGACGACUAGUYGAUCAGCUAGAGUUUGGCAAYAAAUGUUGGCAACUGUUGGCCAGAUUUCGGCAAACAUUGAGCCAAAUGUGCGACAAAUGUCAGUGCGGUGGCGGUGGCGAUACCGGCGUCGAUGCGGAAAAGUUGGCAUUCARUMGACUGGACAAUCAAUUUGUUKGUCUCAGUCAAGAGUUUGAUGACGAAAAACAUUAUCGAUUCGAGACAUCGAUGGCUACAAUGAAGAAUCAGAAGACAAAGAAGACAUCGUCAAAAUUGACGGUAAAAUUUGUAGAUAAAACUAACGAAAAGUUUACAACAGGUCGUCGUCGUAGUCGUCAAGUGAAUAGGUUUUCAUUUGAUAGUCAAUUAGUAAGAAAUUGGACGAAAAAAAGUAGUGAUAAUAAUAAUUGUGACAUAAAUGAAGAUAAUAUCACCACUUCUAUGGACAUCAACAACAAUAAUAACCACAAUGUUAUCAUCAAUGAUAGUAUCAAUGAAAGUGAUUUACAAAUAAGUAUUAAUGGCACCGUUAGAUCAUCGGACACGGCUACUGYUCAGACGACAAUGGAUGCUAUGCUCGACAAACUGAUCGACUGUAUUGGAUGUGAUCUGAAAUUUCCGCUAAAGAAGCGUCUGAUGCAACACAUUCGCAAYUCGCACCACGAUAUCUACGAUACCCGACGAUCGGUAUUCAARUGUACUGUCCAGGACUGUCUGUACGAAAGUGACCGCUAUCGGGGACUGGCCGAACAUAAUAUGAAACACCGGGGAUGCAAACCGUUCAAAUGUGUUUGGCCGGGAUGUGAGUCCAGUUUCUACCGAAACACUCAUCUGAUUGUCCAUAAGGCCAGUCACGAAGGUCUCAAGCCGUACGYCUGCGACUGGCCGUCGUGUGGACAGACAUUUCGUUCGAAUUCCAAUCUGAAACACCAUCACCUGAUCCAUACCAAUGAACGGCCGUAUAAGUGCGAGUGGUUUCGGUCGGCGUCGUCGCGUAUCCGACACAAAGUGGUUCACCGAUCGACGGCCGACUACCGGUGCCAGUGGUCCGGCUGUGGCAAGAGUUUCAAGUUUAAAGGUUCGCUGAAACGRCACACCUAUUUGCAUGAGAUGGACGACAGUGGCGGUUAUCCACUACCGCUACGGUCGUCACUUAGCUUGAAAAAAAUACGUGAAAUCCGUUUCGAUGUACUCGUGAUUAUUCUUAUAAGACGUAAAUUUUUCGCCAAUCUAUUGAUUGAUUCAAUCGAUUGGUCAGCCGUACUGUCCGACCGAAAUGGUCACUAA
Oppia nitens is the source of this 5390-nucleotide messenger RNA. RefSeq names its product ATP-binding cassette sub-family C member 4-like. The coding region runs from base 69 to 5390 and encodes 1773 amino acids. NCBI's taxonomy places the organism in Eukaryota, Metazoa, Arthropoda, Arachnida, Sarcoptiformes, Oppiidae. The transcript has 25 exons. The record is from RefSeq and is a predicted model, not a curated record. Gene Ontology annotation, biological process: transmembrane transport. Gene Ontology annotation, molecular function: ATP hydrolysis activity; ABC-type transporter activity; ATP binding. Gene Ontology annotation, cellular component: membrane.